Molecule: messenger RNA, 3636 nt
Organism: Dermochelys coriacea (leatherback sea turtle)
Lineage: Eukaryota; Metazoa; Chordata; Testudines; Dermochelyidae
Gene: VEZT
Product: vezatin, adherens junctions transmembrane protein
Exons: 14
Coding region: 224-2377 (717 amino acids)
Biological process (GO): cell-cell adhesion
Cellular component (GO): plasma membrane
Molecular function (GO): myosin binding
Source: RefSeq, a predicted model, not a curated record
GGGAGUUGUAGUUUUCCCUGACCGAGGGCUGGCCCGGGUGGGGAGGCGUCGCCGAGGGCUGGUCGGACUCAGUUUCCCACAGUGCCCCGGGCGGGUGUCAUGGCGAAGGAUGACACCGGAGUUUGACGAAGAAGUGGUGUUUGAGUUAUAAAUCAACAUUAGUCAGGAAAAAUUGCACCAUCCUGGUAAGUUUCAAACUGCUUCUACUGAUGCUGCCAGGAAAAUGCUACUGUGCAGGAGCACAGGUGCAAUUACAUUGACUGUUACUUCUCAUCUUCUGCGUGGGUCACCCUGGAGGCACAAGUGGAAAGAAACAGGGAGGUGGGAGAGAUUCUCACAGACACAUGGGAAGAGCAUAGAAGAGAGAAAUGGAAUUCCCUUUUCCGGGAGACACAGACUGCACUAUCUAAUUCUCCACUUUACCAGUAUUUGCAGGAUUUGGGCCAUACAGAUUUUGAAAUAUGUUCAGCUGUAUCGCAGAAGACAGAACAAUGCACAGCAGAGGAGGGGCAACAAGAACAAGAUGCCACCCAGAAAUGGAGAGUUCUGUUUUCAAUGGAUAUGCUCCAGCUAUGUGCUAAGCAAGAGCCUGGAGGAAAAAAGAGACCUUUAUGCAGAUAUCUCUGCCCAGAACACUGCAGGGUGGGGUGCCCCCCAACACUAUAAAGGCAUCCUGUCAAAACUAGCUGAGCUCUUUAAAAGCUCAUUUCCUUUUUCACCAUGUAAGAAAAAAGAUGACCUACUCUACCGAUUGGAUGUUGGGUUUCGACUAGACUCUCUCUAUACCAUCCUGCAACAGGAAGUUCUGCUACAUGAGGAUGUGGAGCUGAUAGAGCUACUCGACCCCAGUAUCCUGUCUGCAGGGCAGUCCAAGCAACAGAAAAAUGGACACCUUUCAACGCUAUGCUCCCUAGCAACUCCUAAUAUUUGGGAUGUCUCUCUGCUGCUUGCCUUUGUCAGUGCAUUGAUUAUACUUCCUUCAUGGUGGAAUGGAUCAUUCUGGCUGGUGUUGGGACUAGUUCUGUUUGUCUAUGUGAUCACACGAGCUCUAGGCACAUGGAGGAUAGCCAAGCUGCAAAUGUCCCUGAGAAAAUAUAGACUACAGCUGGAAGAGACAGUGGCAAAUAGCCGCGCUUUUACUAAUCUUGUGAGAAAAGCCCUGCGACUCAUUCAAGAGACUGAAGUCAUUUCCAGAGGAUUUACCCUUUUGCUUGACAGGGUCAGUGCUGCUUGCCCAUUUAAUAAAGCUGGACAGCAUCCUAGUCAGCAUCUCAUCGGUCUUCGGAAAGCUGUUUAUCGAUCUGUCAGAGCCAACUUUCGAGCUUCAAGACUAGCUACUUUGUACAUGCUGAAAAACUACCCUCUGAAUGCGGAGAGUGACAACUUGACCAACUACAUCUGUGUAGUUCCUUUUAAGGAACUGGGUCUGGGUCUGAGUGAAGAGCAGGUGUCCGAAGAGGAGGCACACAACCUCACAGAUGGCUUCAGCCUGCCUGCACUCAAGGUUCUGUUUCAGCUGUGGGUAGGACAGAGUUCAGAGUUCUUCAGACGAUUAGCACUGCUGCUCUCUCCAGUUAAUGCAUCCCCUGAGCCCUUGAUCACUCCAGAACGUUUACCUCAUUGUAUUUUGUCUGAUGUGACUCAAAGUCUACCUCAAACUCAUGCUGCCUGCUUAGAAGAGCUUAAGCGAAGCUAUGAGUUUUAUCGGUACUUUGAAACUCAGCAUCAGUUAGGCUUGGAAUGUGCAACCAAAACAAAACCAAAGUCAAGAGCUCUGAACAGCCUUCACACAGCAGUGCGCAGCUUGCAGCUCCAUCUCAAGGCCCUACUGAAUGAGGUAAUAAUUCUUGAGGACGAACUUGAAAAACUAGUUAGCUCUAAGGAGACACAAGAACUAACUUCAGAAGCCUAUCAAGUCCUAGAACAGAAACUAAAGCUGAUUCAGCCUCACAUCCAGGCAAGCAACAGCUGCUGGGAAGAGGCCAUUUCUCAGGUGGAAAAAAUGGUUAGAAGAAACCCGGAUAAAAAGGGCAAACCUGAAUCAUCUUGUGAUAACACACACUGCCCCGUGAUACCAUUACUACAGCCUGCCCUGCGUAUAGAGGACAAAGACCCAAUCCCUGAAGAGCAGGAAUUGGAAGCAUAUGUUGAAGAUACAGAUACAGACAAUGAGUACAAAAGGGAGGACUUUUAUUGCUUUUCCCAGGAAGAGAGAGAGAGACAAAAACGUGAGAGAGAGGAAUCCAAGAGAGUGUUACAAGAACUGAAAUCUGUGCUGGGAUUUAGAGCUUCAGAGGUAGAGAGACAGAAAUGGAAGCAGCUGUUAUUUAGCGAUCAUGCUGCAGUGAAGACAUACAGCCUUGAGAAGUCGCAAUAAUCGAGACUUGAUGGUCUCUGAUCUCUUCCCAUAAACCCAUUGACUAGAGGUGGAUUAUCAAUCUGCCUCUGCUCAGCUUCUUCCUCCCCUCUGCUCAGCUUCCUGCUUGCAGUUUCUCCAGCUUCACCCUUCUCCAGUGUUUGAUACAGCAGAACAAUUCCCCCUAACAAGGCUGUAUCUUAGCAUGUAGCCACACGCCCAUAUGAACAUAUGUGAAUCUUGGUGCAGCUUUGGGCUGGACCUUGGAAUAGGUGCCCAGAUAGUUGUAUUCCUUGUCGCAACCAGAUACAGCAAUUCAAUCGAUGAGGGGCAUGGCAGCACAGUCUGGGGUCAUGCUAUUGCAGGUUAGCCUACCACAAUAGCCUAACUGACCCUGUGAUUGCUUAUCCCCAUGCUUAGUGUGUGGUGAAGGCAGAUGCUGUGCUCCGAUGGUGGUAGGAGCUCCACAGGGUAGCCCCCUUUUUCCGUGAACUUUCCUUCACCUGAGUUUCAGGUUAACAGCUGCCAGUCCCCUCCUAGAGCCUUUUUCCACCCAGGUAUGACUCAUCAGAAAUAUCCCUCGACUUAUUCCUGGCUGCUGCCACGUGUCCCCCAGAAAGAUGGGAAGCAUAGAGCUGGUUUAUGACAACAGGCUAGGGGAGGGGAAAUUGCUUGGUUUCUUUAGGGAAAGGAGGCUUGUAGGAGGGAUUGUCUGCUGUGUUAGGCCUUGGUGUAUAAUUUAGUUCUAAUGUGUUGCAUAAUACAAAAGAUCUUGCUUAUUCUACUGAUGAAAACACUAUAUAGGAGCUAGGUAUUAUUAUUAUCACUUGCCAUUUCCAGUACUUUUGAUCUUGAAUAUGGAACAGAUCAAAUAGCUGCUGUUAGAGAGAGGGAUCGGUUUACCCCAUCCACCCCCCCCCCCAAAAAAUCCUUUAUAUUUUUCUUUUCUUCCCAGAAAGUUUUGAGCUGCCUCUGUGUAUUCUUUAUAACGUACCAUAUGCAAAUAUUCUUUGGGAAGUGAUACCACCACUUUGGACAGUCAAGAUUUUCUAUGGAAGGCCUGAACAUGUUUCCUAUGCUGCCAGGAAUGUGUAUAUAUACAUAUAUGAAGACAUAAGAUUGUAACUUUUGAGCAAGUCGCUUCCUUUAACCAUUUGAAAUUUUCUGUUUCUGAAGUUCUCUAUUAAUAUAUUAGACACUUGUCUUAUACUGUGUACUACUUUGUAUCAGCUGUAUACUAUAUUAUUCCUUUCUCUCAUUAAAACCUGUUCUUCCUCAUC